This is a messenger RNA of Diabrotica virgifera virgifera (western corn rootworm), 2503 nucleotides long. RefSeq lists its product as uncharacterized. The transcript has 6 exons. Lineage: Eukaryota; Metazoa; Arthropoda; Insecta; Coleoptera; Chrysomelidae. Gene Ontology annotation, cellular component: plasma membrane. Gene Ontology annotation, biological process: actin cytoskeleton organization. The coding region runs from base 249 to 1229 and encodes 326 amino acids. The record is from RefSeq and is a predicted model, not a curated record.
AAACUGAUAAUCUUGGCCGGCCAUGAGCAGUUCUAUGUGCUUUCCUUUAGUCGCUUCUACAACGUCGCAGCGCACAUCGAGUAAAAGCCUGUCUCAAGUGAGCGUGUGCACGCAUCCGAACUGUCAGGUUAAGCGGUACAAAACAGUCGACCAGUUCAUUUUUCACCAAAAAAACUAUUAGAAAAAACAGUUUUUCGAUUGGAUUACUUUAAUUCACCGAGUUUCGCGGACACUUGGUGAUCGUCAGGAUGCUGCUGCAAGGCUACAACGACCCUCCAGGACGACAAAUGCAACGUCCUGCAGGAAUCCUGGACUCCCCCACGUUGGCUCGGGUUGAAAGGGCUAUGCUGAGACAUGAAGAAGGGACUAAUAGAGAAGGACAAGAUGUAUUGAGGGCUCAAUAUACACAGUCGCUUCUUCCCAGUUUUGGAAAGGAGUCAGCACAUGUGAUAAAAAGAGGGCUUAUGUGGCAACAACGCGACAGAUUAUUCAGCAGAUGGAAGGAGCGAUAUUUCAUCCUCACUAGAGACUAUUUGCACGUAUUUAGAAGGGCUUCAGGAUCAGAUCGAAUUUCUGAGAUGGGGCAAUUCCUCUUCAAAGUUAAGCUCAUCGAUAUCGUCAAAAUCGAAUGGGAGAAUAAAAAAUCUUAUAGUACAGUUGCCUUAGUUCUUGGUAGGGAUGGAAAGAUUUACCUAAGGUCAUCUGAGGGGCUCGAAGACUGGUUCGAAUUGCUAGAAGAAUGUAUGUUCACUAGUAAGGAGAGAAGAAAAGCACUGAGGUAUUCCCAUAACGACAAUAACAAACCGAGAGACAACAACAAUAUACCGAAUUUGGAUGAAUGGAUUGCUUCUCGUCAGAAAAUUGAUUUAGGACGAUUAGUAACUGCAAGUAUGAACUCAAGACAAGAAACCACAGUACGAAGGCGAUACAGGCCACAAACCGAAGACGAUGACUGGAUACCUCCCUCAUUGGAUAAUAGACUUUCUCUUUUGACUGACAUCGACAUUAGCACAUACGACGAUAGUACCAUAGGAACUCCUUCUGUGACGUCGUACAGACUGAGCGACGAUGUUUUUUGCGUACAACCACCAUCACUUCGAGCUAUGGGAUCAUUUAGAUCGUCCAGAGAAACUGGAGCGAUAUCGAAGAGAAAUGAUAAUGGCAAUAUUCCUGACACCAAAUAUUUUAAAUUCAGAGAACGUUCAUACAGCGACAUCCAACGAGUCUAAAAUAUUCAACACAUUCUCACACAUUGUUGAACUAGUCAUUUCCAAAGUUAUAAUAUGUGGUCAACUCAUACCAAAUGGGAUUAUAAAUAUGUGAAUCGAAAUAGUAAAAUAGUGAAUUUUUCAUUGUAAUGCUAGGAAGCAAUCGUACCUAAAAAAAACUAUACAUUUAUUUAUGAAAAAAAUAUAAUUCAUCUCUUUUAACUUUUAAAUACAGUUUAAAACUUUAUGUUGGAAUGUUUUUCAGUUCUGUAUAUUUUAUUUUAUUUACAUUUUUAUUUGACAAUUACAUCACAUUUUUAUUUGAUGAAAAUUUGAAUUAAAACAUUGUCUACUAUACUGUGACAAAUCUUAUCAAUAUAGAUCUAUCAACUCUUUUUUUUAUAAUCAUAUUUUUGCUUUUAUAUUAAAAAAAUUACAAAUCUGUUUAACAAUUUUAUUAUUUUUCAAGAAAAUAUUGUCACACAUUGUUUUUAUUUUCACAUGUGCGUAUGUUCAUUGAGUUGUGUGUCUUAUUUUCGUGUUUAAUUUAAUAUUAAUUUGUGUCCUUUAUCUCCUCCAUACAAGAAAAAACAUUUUUUUGAGAAUCGUACAGUCACGUCCAUGGUCUUUAUUUAUGCCAUUUUAAAACUACUUUCGCCAAUAUAUUGAUUUACUGUCCAAAAUGUUGUUUUUCAGUCGAUUAAACAAUGAUUUUCUCACAGAAAAAAAUCUCUUGAUUACUAAAAUUUUAGUUUUGUGGUGACAUAUUCGCAUUUUAACUUAACAAUAUAUGGAAUCAGAACACAUUGAACAGUUCUAAUAUAACUAAUAAUAUUAACUAGUAAAUAAAACAUCUAGUUUCCCAUCAACUAUCUCGAAAAUAUUUCGUUUAUAUUCAUACACUUUUAAAUUGCCCUUCUUUACGUUUAAUUGCGUACCUACAUACAUGAUUUUGAUUGGUAUUGAAACAAAAAAAAUUAAAAUUAUUUAAUAAUUUCUGUUUUUUAAUAAUUGUUUUUAGAGAAAUUUAUUUGGCAAAAUUCAAUUUAAAAUUUUAGUAAAAAUUGUAUUUUUUGGUACGAUUGUUUCUUUGGCGAUAUGUAUCUAUGUAUUUGUGUUCUUUUUCUUUUGUAGGUACUGUUUGCAAUAUCAGUCAACUCACGCUAUUUAUAAUAAUUAUUACCGAAUGUACGACAAUCUGUAAUUGUACUGUACUUGCAAUAUUGUAAUUGUAGGGUUAGAAAAUUUUAUACAUAUUUAUAGAACGAUUAAUAAAAUGGUAAAAUCACAGCAAA